AUGCCUGCCACUCGCAAGACCAGGACCACCACCCGCAAGCCCAGCAUCAUGAGCAGGCUUCGAAGUCGCCGUGCUGGCGCGCGUGGAACAACCACAACCACCACCACCACCAAAACCACCAAAACCACCAACAACGCCCACACCGCCGGCGCGACUACUCAUCACCACAAGCGCAAGCCCUCCCUCAAAGACAAGGUCUCGGGCGCCAUGCUCAAACUCAAGGGCACCGUAACCCGCAAACCUGGCGAGAAGGCCGCUGGAACAAGACGCAUGCGUGGAACCGAUGGCAGGGGCAGCCACCACAGAUAUUGA
Diplodia corticola is the source of this 312-nucleotide messenger RNA. RefSeq lists its product as uncharacterized. The record is from RefSeq and is a predicted model, not a curated record. The coding region runs from base 1 to 312 and encodes 103 amino acids. NCBI's taxonomy places the organism in Eukaryota, Fungi, Ascomycota, Dothideomycetes, Botryosphaeriales, Botryosphaeriaceae. The transcript is spliced from 2 exons.